AUGCACACACAUAUCGAGAGGACUGUGGUGAAUGCAGUUCGAGUGAGGAGAAAGCACACACAUAGUGAGAAUAUGAUUCAGUAGUAGUAGUAGUAGUAGUAGUAGUAGUAGUUUAACGAGGUGGGCCUCCGCCUCGUGUAGCUGCUUUAAUAUUUGUCCGUGUUACAAGUGGCAGACUGGCUCCUGGCGGUUUUGGCGGAGGGAGUAGAAGUAAAUGAAAGCGUUGUUUGGAGCCGCUGAACAAAGAGCUUUUCUUCCCUCUACCAUUGUUACCGAGCGGAGCGCCUGUAUUCUAACUGAUUCAGAGGUGGUUUCAGACUAUAAAAGUGAGGGGCAGCCUGUGCUCCAGUCAUGACCUCUGGGAAUGGGAACAGCAGCCAACACAAUGUUGAGAGUAAACCAGCCCAGGCCCUAGUCAAGUCCCACAUCCUCACCCAUCUGAUAGAAGGCUUUGUCAUCCAGGAGGGUGCUGAGCCUUUUCCUGUAGAACGUCCAUCUUUCUUAAUUGAAAGCCUAAGGCGCCACACAGCAGAGUCAAAGAUGGACAGCCUCUCACCAAAAGAGUUAAAGGCCCAGCAAGAGCCUAUGUUGACCUGUGAGCUGUGUGGCAGGGUGGAUUUUGCCUACAUCUUCAAAAGGUCGAAGAGGUUCUGUUCUACAGUAUGUGCCAAACGCUACAACGUGGGAUGCACUAAGAGAAUGGGUCUUUUCCCAAACCGCAAAACCACCUUGGAGAACAUGAAGAAACAAAGAGCACUGAAUGGAAACCACAAAAACUCCAGUUUAGAGUCUAAAAAGAAGAAGCCUGCUGCUCCUACUCUGUCUUCUGGUCACUCUGUCCACCCUGCACAAGGAGAGUCAAGCCAAUGUUCAGACUUGUCUGGCUACACAAAACCCCCGUCUUCCCUGUCAGCCACUCAGCGGGUGUCUGCUGUGCCAGGCUCUGAGUUGCCCCUGCUGCCUCACAGCUUCCUGCCCAGUGACCCUGGCCGGUGGAAUAUAGAAGAUGUCUAUGAGUUCAUCUCCUCGCUGCCAGGUUGUCUGGAGAUUGCUGAGGAGUUUCGUUCUCAGGAGAUCGAUGGACAGGCCCUGCUGCUGCUGAAGGAGGACCAUCUCAUGGGAACCAUGAACAUCAAACUGGGCCCCGCACUCAAGAUCUUUGCCCAGAUUAGCAUGCUCAAAGACUCAUAGCCCCCCCACCCCCACACACACACACACACAAUGGGUUGUGAUCAGGAUCCCACAUGUUCAGAUUCUGGGCCAGAAUCGUUUGAUGGGUGUUUUGUCAUGGUCUGCUAAACACAAGGACAUCAACUGGCUGUUCAACUCACCUUUUACAAGAAAACAUCCCAUUGUAUGACAAGAAUGGUGUGUUAGGUAGGCUGUUUUAGGAAGAGUGUUUCAUUGAGAACAUGUUUUGUUUUCAAGUAUUAUGAAUGUUCCUGCUGGAGAGGCUUAAGGUUAGCAGUUGAUUUGCUCUGCUAUUUUUCACAGGAACAUGUUGUCUCCCAGUGACAUUUCAGUCACUGGACUGGCCAUACAUUUUUUACAGGGAUAAUAUUGAAAAUACAAUCACUGGAUGGUGGCAGCCUUUUUAGCUACUUAAAAGGUGGAAAAAAUUACAUCAGGCAGGUUCAAGGUAACAAAAACAUUUGUUUUACUCUGAACAAGAAAUGUUUCCUUCAUUACAGUUGGUACAGGUCAUCUUAAAUUGAGGAUACCAAACAAAGGAGAAGAAAGAAGGAAUAUGGAGUAGGAGGGCUGUAGAAAGCAGAUUUAACAGCCACUAGCAGCACUGAGUUCACUGUUUCAUAGGCGCUCCCCAGCUAUGAGUGAAACACAAGUCCCGCACCAUCUUUGAAUAUUUGGUGUGUUGCGACUUCAGUGAAAGAGACUUCUCUUGGUAAUGUAGUUAUUGUGUGUAUAAGUUCCCUCUUGGCCAUAGAAAUAGUAGCUGACAAAAUAAAUCUCUUAGCUUUUUCCAGAGCUUUUUCAACCACAUCCCAUAGUCUCAAUCAGUGGAUUUUUGUGACUUGUUUUCUGUUUGUUUGUAUGAGGUGUUCAAUGACUGAACUGUUCCAGGAGAUGGUCUUGGAUCAGGUCUAGAAUAAGUGUUUAGCUCGGAGACUGGGAGACAGGGGAAAGCUGCUAGUCUGAGCAGUUGAGAGAAAGGCAUCUCAUAACUUAAAAGCUGUUUAAUGAUACUGAUAUUGUUUGCAGUUGGAGCCAUUUAUUAACCAGUAACCAUUAACAAGAUUCAGUGCUGUGUGUAAACAAGACAGUUUAGUUAGUGGAAAACAGAAUUUUUCACUCGAUACAGACCAGUUGUAUCUCUGCUUCCAGUCUCUCUGCUAAGCUAAAAGCUAAAAGCUUAAAGGUGUCUCUACUGAGCACAUGGAUGAAUCAACAACAGUUGAUUUGCUCAACAGUUGUAAUUAAAAAAUAACUAAAGAACACAAACACACUGUACAAACACACUGACUCAAAAAAUGUAAUCUAGCAGAAAAAUAUGUUGUGUCUGAUUUAUACUUCUGUGUCUCUGUACAGGGCUGGACAACACGACACAUGACAUGUGAUCCACCACAACUGUGUUCAUUCAACAUUUCAUUAAUGUUUGAAUAGUUUGUUGGGAUGUCAUCAUCAUCAUCAUUUUCUUCUGCUUAUCUGGGGUCAGGUCAUGGUGGCAGCAGGCUAAGAAGGGUAUUCCAGACACCCCUCUCCCUAGGAACGUUUUCCAGCUCCUCCUGGGGAAUUCCAAGCUGUUCCCAGGCCAGAUAUAUCUCUCAAUGGCGAGAUAUAUAAUCUUUCCAUUGAGUUCUGGGUCUACCUGGGGUCUCCUCCUAGUUGCAUGUGCCUUUGAAAACCCCCAAAUGAGCUUUUCUUCAUAUAACAAAGCCAAUUUAAUGCAGACCCUCUGUUCGCUCGCCUAUCAGAAAUCAGAAAAAGUGAAUGAGAAAUGAAUACAAAAAUGAAUUCUCAAAUGUUCCACCAUGAUGAGAUAUCCACACAGAAAUCACUGCCAUAAGUGCCUAUGGAGACAUGUUGACGCAGAGGUAUAAUUCAGACUUGAAAGAAAGCUCGAUAGUUUGUCAUUUCACAAUACUUUUACCAAAGUCAAGUGAAUGUUCCUGCUGAAUUGAUGUCACUAGUAAUGUGUUAAAGCGGAGGUACCCAUUUAUGGACGAUGGUAAUGAUAUAAUGGUUUCUUACUACAGAUGCCAUAACAUGAUUGCAAAGUUGCUCUCCAAGGUACAUUAUUCUAUUUCUGAAAAAAAAGCAGCACCUAUGUAACUAAUCUCGAUCAUAAAAACUGAGGCACCCAUUUCACUAUAGAUAGUGUUCCAUCAUAACUUUGAGUAGUUGUAUUCCAACUUUCCAAGAUCUGAUUGUUGCAAAAAGUCCACUGUAAUUUACCAGUUAACACUCAGAUAAAGACAUAGGUGUUGUUUGUUUACAGUAUCUUAUUUUGGAAUAAACUUGGUUUCUUUAAUGGGAGUUGAAAUGCAGUAAUGAUUGGGUCAUUAAGAUGGAAUGCAUCUGAAAGCAUCUGUGUCAUGAUAAUGACAGAUGUUUAGUAUGUUAGUGUGAUUGGUGGUGGACACUUCCUUAAUAUGCAGAAACCUGUAUUUUUAAAAACAGUAGAUAAAUUAACUUACCACUUUCAAACUGUUGCUAUUUUUCUCAUCAGUGUCUUCAUAGAUCAUCAGAACUUGGUGUUCUACACCAUGUACUUGCAAACAGCAACAUCACCUUUGCAUCAUUUUGCCUACCAGUGCAUGGGUGCAGAACACCCGAAACUGGUUAUACAGUAUGAAAAUCAAUAACUUUAAAGUUCUGUUCACGUGUGAUAUCACUAUUGGCAAGUUUUCAUAUGUCGUGACCAAAUUAUCUCAGCUCGAAGGUCUACUUGUUCGUUUUUAUGAGCUUUCAACCACGUCUCAUGAUCUUCAUCAGUGAAUCAUGGUCAUCAUGUGAUCCAAGGCUCAUAUAUAUCAAACUGAUAAAAUUUGCAUUUUCGACUUUAGUGAAAGAUAAAAUUCUUCACUGUUACCCAUACUGAUAAAUAAAUAAAAACUAUUUAUCAAGUUUCUUUUGACUUGAAGAUGCUCUUAAAUAUAAGAGAGCUGCAUUCACCAUAUGGAAUCUGCUUUAUUCCAUGUUCUCCUUCCCGAGUCCGGUUCUGCUCAAGGUUUCUGCCUCUUAAAAGGAAGCUGUCGCCUAGUGCUGCUCAUGGUGGAACUGUUGGGUCUCUCUUUAUAAAAGUGCCUUGAGAUAACCUCUGUUGUGAUUUGGCACUACAUAAAUAAAAUUGACUUGCAUAGGUCUGUUAAGUUGAUUAAGAGAAAAUCCUUGAAGACUGCAGUACAGAAACAGCCCAGUAUGCUUGUCUUAUUUCUUUUUUUGUAUGAUGGUAUAAUUAAGUAUAGUAUAUCAGCGUAAUUAAGCACAGAGCAGUUUUAGUCUAUUAUUUGUACUUCAAUAUAUCAUAGGAUGCCAAUGAAUUUGACACACCUUACUGCCAACAGUGUCUUGCAGCAGAAGUUUGUUUCUUAAUAUUUCAUCCCUACUCAAAUAUUUUUACCUCAUAGUUUAGAUUGCUGUUGUUGAUGCUGUUAAUUUCCAUCCAUCCAUCAAUUUUUGCCCCUAAACUGGGGCUGGGUUGCAGUGGCAGCAGGUUAAACGAGUUAAUCCCUCUCCCCAGCAACAUUUUCCAGCUCUUUCUGGGGGAUUCCCCAGUCAGAUGCUCUGAGUCUGCCCCAUGCUCUCCUACCAGUUGAAGUGCCAAGAGAACCUCCAGCUGAAGGUGCCCAGGAGGCAUCCUGAUCAACUGGCUCCUCUGACACAAACAGCCACCCACUACUCUGGUCUCCCUCAGAUAUCUAGGCUCCUUACUGUGCCUCUAAGCCUGAGCCCAGGAGGAAACUCAUUUCAGCUGCUUGUAUUCACUGUCUCAUAUUCCAUUUCCCCAGCUUCCAGGGAUGCAUGAGAAGUUUUUCCAAAGCAGGGUGUUGAAGAGCUUGCAGACAGGGGUCCCAGCCAGACAUUGCCAGUUCACCUUCACUACAGGUUUGCAGGGGCCCAAAUGAAUCAAAAUCAGUAUAUGCCUGUGAUGACUUCUGUGACACUGUUAAAGGGAUAUUAAGCAGUAGUAGUAGUUUUAUUUGGUAUACGAACUGUUUACAGGGACACAGAGCAAUGUUAAUAAUAAUAAUAAUAAUAAUAAUAAUAGCCGUAUUUGUAAUGUGUAAUAACAGGUUCAUAGGGGCAGUAGGUGCAAUAAUGGGAUAUGAAUAUGUACAGAUAGAAAAGGAGAGAGGGAGAGAGGAGCUCAGUGCAUCAUGGGAAGUCCCCCAGCAAUCUAGGCCAAUAGCAUAAUCAGGGGAUGGUUCAGGCCUGAGCCAGCUCUAACUAUAAACUUUAUCACUGAGGAAGGUUUUAAGUUAGCUCUUAAAAGUGGAGGGUGUCUGCUUCCUGAACCCACACUGG
Lates calcarifer (barramundi perch) is the source of this 5487-nucleotide messenger RNA. RefSeq names its product polyhomeotic homolog 2a (Drosophila) (gene phc2a). The transcript is spliced from 7 exons. Gene Ontology annotation, cellular component: PRC1 complex; nucleus. The coding region runs from base 352 to 1191 and encodes 279 amino acids. NCBI's taxonomy places the organism in Eukaryota, Metazoa, Chordata, Actinopteri, Centropomidae. Gene Ontology annotation, molecular function: zinc ion binding; protein binding. The record is from RefSeq and is a predicted model, not a curated record.